Molecule: messenger RNA, 2491 nt
Organism: Eubalaena glacialis (North Atlantic right whale)
Lineage: Eukaryota; Metazoa; Chordata; Mammalia; Artiodactyla; Balaenidae
Product: protein WWC3-like
Exons: 16
Coding region: 31-2406 (791 amino acids)
Biological process (GO): regulation of DNA-templated transcription; cell migration; negative regulation of organ growth
Cellular component (GO): cytoplasm
Molecular function (GO): kinase binding; molecular adaptor activity
Source: RefSeq, a predicted model, not a curated record
CUACUUCAGGAAAAAAGAAACUGUCUCCUGAUGCAGCUGGAAGAAGCCACCUGCCUAAUGUCCUAUCUCCAGUCCCAGUUACAAAGCCUGUCCGCCAGCACCCUGACCGUCUCCUCGGGGAGCAGCCGCGGCUCCCUGGCCUCCAGCCGCGGCUCCCUGGCCUCCAGCCGGGGCUCCCUGAGCUCCGUCAGCUUCACCGACAUCUACGGCCUCCCGCAGUACGAGAAGCCCGACGCCGAGGGCGGCCCGCUCCUGCGCUUCGACCUCGUCUCCUUCGACUCCCUGCGCCGGGACGCCCCCUUGGCGGAGGCCCCGGGCCCCGCGGGCCUCCACAAACACACGCGCUCCCUGGACACGCCGCAGUCCCUGGCGUCCCUGUCCUCGCUGUCCCCGCCCAGCUCGCGCUUGGACACGCCCUUCCUCCCGGCCUCGCGAGACUCGCCCCUGGCCCAGCUCGGGGACGCCUUCGAGGUGGCGGGCCUGGGCGCCCUGGACAGGCUGUGCGCUCAGGCCUCCGCCUUGGGGGACGAAGACCCGCCGGGCGCGGCGUCCCUGCCGCCGCACGGGUGCCCCGGGGACGGGGAAGGACCUCGCGAGCGAGGACCCCAAGCGGCUGCCGCUCCCACGGCUGCACGUACCAAACUGAGGGAAGACAGCGCCCAGAGGCUGGAGCGGAGAGCGUGCUGCGUGUCUGCCUGCCUGUCCGAUUACUCGCUGGCCAGCGACAGCGGCGUGUUUGAACCUGCCACCAAAAGGAGUGAGGAUGCCGACGAGCCUGUGCCUGGAGACGCUUGCGGUAACGAGGGGCCCCAGAUCCAUGUUGGAUUUUUGCACGACAGUGCCAGCGAGUGUCUCCUCGUGAACGUGCUCCAACUGAAGAACUUUGCCGGGCUGGUGGUGAAGGAAGACUGCAAAAUGGAGAAGGAAAUCUGUGUUGUCUCCGGUGGGGAGAUGGGUGCCCGAUGGGGGUGUGAGGUCCCACUUACCCUGGCGGGUGAACCCACCUGUGAUGGGUGCUCAGGCCUGACGGUGCCUUCCCCUUCCGUGAGUCGUCUUUGUAAACUGGCCUCCCGAAGGCCUUGGAAGCAGCCUGGUGUUCAGCGGCUGAGGGUCAGUUCUUCGGACUUUCUUUUGGUGUUUAAUGAAGUUUUCAAAAUCCCUGUGCAGUCAAACAUGGUGAUGUUGGAGUCCCUUCAGUUAUACAUGUGCUCAGUGAAUCCGCAGCUGCAGGAAGAACUGCUGGGCAUUGCUCAGAUUAACUUGGCUGAUUACGAUGGUUCGAGCGAGAUGCAGCUGCGCUGGUACUCGGUGCAGGUGUUCACCGGCCCCGAGCCGCCCCGGCGGGAGGACGAGCGGCUGGGGCACAGCGACUUCCGGGACCCUGCACACACCACGUCUGGAAAGACAGACGCGGUGACGGUGCUGCUGGCGAGAACCACGGCCCAGCUGCAGGCGGUGGAGAGAGAGCUGGCCGAGGAGCGGGUGAAGCUGGAGUACACGGAGGAGGAGAUCCUGGAGAUGGAGCGCACGGAGGAGCAGGCCGAGGCCGUGUCCGAGAGGAGUUGGCAAGCCGACUCGGUGGACAGUGGCUGUAGCAGCUGCGCCCAGACCAGCCCCCCGCACCCAGAGCCCUGCUGCGUUGCUGUCAGCUCCAUCCACGGACACACGUUUGCUGGCCAGGCAGACCCUUACGGCCCCGAGAAACUUCAGCCCCCGCCUCUGAAGGUUGAUAAGGAAACCAACACAGAAGAUCUCUUCCCGGAAGAGGUGGCGAGUCUGCCGAAGGAGAGGCCCGGCCGCAGGGCCCGCGGCUCGCCCUUCUCGCGGAGCAGCACCCUUGUGCGUUCCCAGACUUUCUCGCCCGGAGCACGAAGCCAGUACGUCUACAGACUUUAUCGUAGUGACAGCGACAGUUCAGCGCUGCCCCGGAAGUCCCCCUUUGUCCGAAACACUUUGCAAAGACGAACCCUUCGCUAUAAGCAGCCCUGCAGGUCCUCCCGGGCGGCGCUGGCGGCGCGCACGUCCCGGGACCUGGAGCUGGACCUCCAGGCGUCGCGGACGCGGCAGCGGCAGCUGAACGAGGAGCUGUGCGCCCUGCGCGAGCUGCGCCAGCGCCUGGAGGACGCCCAGCUCCGCGGCCACGCCGGGCCCCCGGCCUGGCUGCUGCGCGACGAGCGCUUCCGGAGCCUGCUGCGGGAGGCCGAGAGGCAGACGAGACAGACCCAACUUGACUUCCAUCAAGAACAGGCAGCUGAGCAGAUGCUGAAGAAGGCCUCCAAAGGGGUGUGCCAGCUGCGCGGGCAGAACCUCAAAGAGCCCAUCCAAGUGCAGGCGUUCAGGGAGAAGAUAGCAUUUUUUACAAGACCAAGGAUUAACGUACCUCCUCUGCCCGCCGACGAUGUUUGAUGUAGUGCUUUGUACACAUGAAGUAUUUAUCUGCCUGUUUUAUUUUCAUGAAGUUCUUAGACUAGCUAAAUUUGUCUUUAAAAUA